AUGCAGCACCAGGAAUCGACGAGCCCUCCCGGGUGGGCGCAAACGCUAUUACAGCAGAUAGCACAGACCCAGGCUAUGCAGAACGAAGAAAGGGAGCGGCGUCACCAGCAAGAUGCUGCUCAAGAGGAGCGGAUGCGUCGCCUCGAGGCAAUGCUGGAGCAUCAGGCCUCACUAGCCAUAACGACAACCACGACGAACGAAGGGCAGGCGACACCUGCACGAUCAGCCACCGAAUCGGUGCCGGUUCCCCCACGAACAGAGAUUGUUCACCGACCGAAACCACGUCUCCCGGACCCAAAACCAUUCGGUGGAAGCACGAGCGAUUAG
This is a messenger RNA of Penicillium subrubescens, 327 nucleotides long. RefSeq lists its product as uncharacterized. The transcript has a single exon. The coding region runs from base 1 to 327 and encodes 108 amino acids. Lineage: Eukaryota; Fungi; Ascomycota; Eurotiomycetes; Eurotiales; Aspergillaceae. The record is from RefSeq and is a predicted model, not a curated record.